Messenger RNA from Peniophora sp. CBMAI 1063, 1482 nucleotides. The record is from the annotation of a GenBank genome assembly. Lineage: Eukaryota; Fungi; Basidiomycota; Agaricomycetes; Russulales; Peniophoraceae.
AUGUCUCCCACCACGUCUAACCUGCGCGCUCGCUACGAGUCUGCCGGCCAGAGCCAUGUCUUCACUUUCUGGGAUCGGUUGAACGAGCAGGAACGGGCGACGCUCGAGGCGCAGCUUUCGGCGCUUGACAUCGAGCGCGUCAACCGUGUGUUCGCGACGGCCGUCAAAGCCGAGAGCGACGCGAAGAGCGGGACGUGUAACGAGCCAAUUGAGCCGCUGCCGGCCGAUGCGAGUGGUAGCACGCUCGCGCAGUCGGACAAGGUUCCCGAAUGGAAUAAGGCCGGCGUAGACGCCGUCGCUGCAGGGCGUGUCGGUGUCCUGCUCAUGGCCGGCGGUCAGGGCACCCGUCUCGGCAGCUCGGCACCAAAGGGCUGCUACGACAUUGGCCUUCCCUCGCACAAGACGCUCUUCCAGUACCAAGCUGAACGCAUCGCACGCUUGCAGGAGAUAGCUGCCCAGGCGGCCGGCAAGCCCGAGGGCUCGAUCACCGUACCCUGGUACAUCAUGACGUCCGGACCCACUCGUGCCGACACCGAGGCCUUCUUCAAGCAGAAUAAAUUCUUUGGCUUGAAGCCCGACAACGUCAUCUUCUUCGAGCAGGGCACUUUGCCAUGCUUGACCAUGGACGGCAAGGUCAUCCUCGACUCGCCUUCGCACGUCGCCGUCGCACCGGAUGGCAACGGUGGGCUGUACGCCGCCCUUCGUGCCCCUCUUGCACCUGGAUCGAGCCGUACAGUCAUUUCCGACCUCGAGUCGCGUGGCAUCUCCUACGUGCACGCCUACUGUGUCGACAACUGUGUCGUCCGUGUCGCCGAUCCAGUCUUCCUCGGCUACUGUAUCGCCAAGCAAGCCGACUGUGCCGCCAAAGUCGUUCCCAAGGCGCACGCGUACGAGUCCGUGGGUGUCAUUGCACGCCGUGGCGCCAAAUUCUCCGUAGUGGAAUACAGCGAAAUCAGCAAGGAGCAGGCCGAAGCCAAGGAUGCGCAGGGCGAGCUCGCCUUCCGCGCUGGCAACAUCGCGAACCAUUUCUACACGACAGAUUUCCUCAAGCGUGUGCCGACGUUCGAGGAAAACCUCGCGUUCCACAUCGCCCGCAAGAAAAUUCCGCAUGUGGAGUUAUCCAGCGGCAAGCUCGUCAAGCCCUCGAGCCCGAACGGCAUGAAGCUCGAGCUGUUCGUGUUCGACGUCUUCCCGUUCACUGAACGUUUUGCUGUGCUGGAGGUCGCACGCAAGGACGAGUUCAGCCCUUUGAAGAAUGCACCGGGGACCGGCUCGGACGACCCCGACACCAGCAGGCGUGACCUGCUGGCGCAACACAAGCGAUGGAUCGAGGCCGCGGGCGCGAAGGUUAAGGAGGAUGUCGAGGUGGAGAUCAGCCCACUCGUGUCGUAUGCGGGCGAGGGUUUGGAGGCGCUCAAGGGCAAGACCAUCACGCGCUCCGGGAUUGUGAACUCCAUUGAGGAGUUUGACGCUCUCAUGUGA